AUGGACUGGCUGCUAGGGGACAUCCUUAGGACUGAUGAUAUCAAGGGGCUUCUCUGGAGCCAGCUGACCCACGCCCUGGCCUGUAGACACUGUGGCAGCAGCUGCCUCCAGAGUACAGGGAACAUAGUGACACUAUGCCUGUUCAUAAUUUGGCAGAUCCGGAGGUGGUGGCAGCUUGGGAAUUUGAGACAUCUUUGGCCCUGGUACUCCGGGGACAUGAAGCAAGGCAAGGGCCUACUACUUCUGUACCUUGUGGCUUUCCUUCGUCAUCUGUGGAGGUGGAGGUCAGAGGAAGAGGAAGAAGGAAAAGAGGAGAAAGAAGAGGUGAUAUUCCUGGAUCCACUGAAACCAUGUUCUCUUCCCAAAGAAAUUCCUGUUGAACAGCAAGCUACUACAGCCCCAUCCCAACCAUCCUAUGAUUCUGAAAGCCAACACAAGAUCAUAGGGACACGAGAGCUAGUACUCACGCAGACCCCAAGCCCUUCCAGAUCAUUCCCCACAUUGCAGAUUCUGACCAACUUGCCUGUGAGGCGUAAGGCAGCAUCAGGGAGUCAUCUACAGCAGAGGAAAAGCCAGCUCUACUGGGGACUCCCUUCUCUGCACAGUGAGUCCUUAGAGGCCACCAUCCUGAACUCGGAUGGCCCCUUUCCUCUGAAGUUACCUGUUGGUCCUUCUGUCUGCUUCAACAAGUUUUCCUUCCUGCAUAGGUCCAACCUGCAGUCUUCUCAAUAUUGCUCCCCAACCCCACUUCCUAUCCAUAAAGUGCACACUAUGAAAAACCUGGAAGAGUUGGCCCCCGAUCCUCAGCAACUUCCCCCUCCACCUUCCCCUUCUGUUCCAUCACUACCCCUCCAUCUUAAACCCUUUCCCAUAGAUAAUACAAAAUUCCAUUCUGGUGUUCAGGCACCUACACAGUGGCUUAUGUGGCAGAGAGCAGUCCCUUGGGUCUCUGAGGAUCAAGCCCUGCAUCCACAGCCUGAACUCCAAAGAACAAAACCCUCCAAGUAUUUUCCCUCAUCUGAGGUGUGGUGGGGGAUGCCAUGGGAUCCUGGCCUCCCACAACACAUUCCAGAUUUACUCUCUGCCUCUCUGCUGUAUCCCUCUAACCUGCUGGGAGUCCUGACUAGGUCUGAUUCCCCACGGAGAACCAUGGUGCAAAAUGAGGACUCCACAGCCUCUGAGCCAGCAGUCCCAGUUCCCAGCCCAACCCCAGCCUCUCUCCAGGGGGUUAGCCCUAUAGGAGGCCUGUAUAGAUCUGAUGACCUCCAGGAAACCACAAGGCAAAGAGAGAAUGCUCAUAUCUCUGAGCCUCCAGUCCAGAUCCCUUACCAGUCUGCAGCUCCCAUAACAGAGCCUCAAGAAACUAGACCCCUGGGAGUUUCAUCUGGAUGUGAGACUCAGUGGAGAACCACAGGACAUAGAAAGAGUCUGAAAGCCUCUGAGCCCCCAAUGCCAGCCUCUUACCAAGCCCCGGAUUCUUUGUCAAAAUCCCAGAAAGUCAGCUCUGAAGGAGAACCUUCUAUACCUAAGGACUUCUUGGGAACCAUGGGGCACAAACAGAAGCCUCAAGCCUCUGGGCCUCCAAUGCCAGCCCCCUGUCCUCCGUCAGUCCCCCUGACAGAACUCCCAAGAGGUGGUGCCCUGGGAGAUCCACCUGGAUGCAAGUGCCUCUGGGAAUGCAGAGAAAACUCAGAAAACCCACAGAUCUUUGAGCCCCCAGCCUUGGACAGCUCUAAAUGUGUCCCAUCAAGAUCUGAGACUCCAUGGAAAGGCAUGCAAAAUAGAGAAAAUCUUUGGGUCUCUGCAGACUCGGUUUUACCUGCUAGUCUCCCCUCAGCCUGCCUGAUAGAGUCUUUAGGAAUGGGGCCCCAGGAAGUCCUGUCUAAGUCCAAGGCUUUGUGGGAGACUACAGGGCAACUAGAGAACCUCUGGACCUCUAAGUCUAUAGCCCCUGACUAUGGUCAGUCUCUAGCUCCCAUUCCUGAGCCUCACAGAAUCAAUUCUAUGGGAGGCCACACUAGAUCAGAAACUGCAUGGAAGGUCAUUGAACAUUCCAGGAAUUCCUGGGCUUCUGAUCCCCCAUCUCUGGCCCUCAGUCCAUAUCCAACUCUCACACUAGAACCCUUCAGAGUUAGCCCCAUGGGGGUCCUGUCUGAUUCUGAGGCUAGCUAUGGGGAAUCACAAAGGAAAAAAAAUUCCUGGUCCUCUGAGAUCCCAGCUCCCAGCUUACCCCAAGAGCCACAUGGAGCUAGACCUUUGGGAGUCUUUUCUGACUCUGAAUCUGUUGAGGGGUGCAUGAAGCAGAAAAAAAUCUGUUGUGCUCCUGUGUCUCCAUUCUGGGGCCCCAGCCCACCUCCAAAUUCUAUGUCAAAGUCUCACUCACGUGAGCCUAUUGGAGACCAAGGCAACUGUAAGACUGAGGAGGAGGCAGUGGAGCAGAGAGAGAACAGCUGGGUGACUGAGCUCCCAGCCCCAACUCCUAACACACUCUCUGCUCAAGUACCAGAUCCACACAUGGCCCUUAGGUUUGUGAGGAGGAAUGUGCGACAAAGAGAGAUCCCCCAGGGUCCCAGCCCUCCAGCAGCAGAUCCCCUGCAGCCAAUACCCUGGCCUCCCACCCUAGCUGAAGCUCUGAAGACUGAGUCCAACCAGCCUGGCCCACCCAAAGAAGAGCUGUUCCCAGGAGUUAAGGGAGCGAUCCCACCCUCCCAGGGAAAGGCUGUCCCAGAGGCAUCCACACACUCUGGGAUCCAGGUCUGGCACUGGAGUAGAGAAUUAGAACUCGGGCUGAAGAAACUGCAGCUGAGCCCUGCUUCCAGAUCCCCUGGCCCAAGUCAAUCAUUUGUCAGCUCCCCUGCCCUGAGCUCCUCAACUCCAGGCACUUGGAGACUCUCUUCCUACCCCUCACAACAGACUCAUCACCCAGACCUGUGUCCUUACUCUUCAAGCUGUCAUCCCCCAAAAGCAGAGAGCACAGUAAUUCAGCCUGUCCACUGUUUUCACUCCCACUCCUUUUCCCAUCCUCAGCCACGUGGGUCUGGUAGGGCAACACAAAGGUCUCAGAGAGAGGAAAGAGUGAAGGCAAAGAUGGUGGCCCAGGUCUCACCUCAGGGACCAUGUGUUCACAUGGAGGCUAAUGAAAACUGCCCAGGCUUGAGAGAGGCCUCAUACCCUGAGGUUCUAGUCUCAGGCAACAGGCAAGACAAAGCUUCAGCACAAUUUUCAUCCAGAGAGAAAGACAGCCCCAGGAAAUCCAACGCAGGAGACCACAGAAGAGGGGAUACAAGAUUGGGGUCAUCCACAGUUAUGGGGAAGAGCCACCCGGCCCAGGCUGGAAGGCCAGUGGAGGCCCCUGUAAACCGACUUUCCCAAAGGAACCAGAGCUCCAUACACACUGCUCUCCCCCAGCAGCUUUACUCCAUGCCCACAGGUCCCCAAGAUGAGCGAGAAGCAGAGCUGAGAGCUGGUUAUAUCCUGAUCCCUUGGCACUGUACACACUGCCCCUGGGCCCAUAUGGAGAAGCACUUCUCUUCCCCUACACCUCAGGGUCCCCUUACCAGGGGUAUUCGAAAGAUGCUAGCCAAGUGUCUAAGUAGCCGUGGGCCAGGCCCACCAAAUUCAGUCAACAUGAGGAACAGCUGGUAG
Messenger RNA from Artibeus jamaicensis (Jamaican fruit-eating bat), 3645 nucleotides. RefSeq names its product chromosome unknown C9orf131 homolog (gene SPATA31G1). The transcript has 2 exons. Bases 1 to 3645 code for a protein of 1214 amino acids. The record is from RefSeq and is a predicted model, not a curated record. NCBI's taxonomy places the organism in Eukaryota, Metazoa, Chordata, Mammalia, Chiroptera, Phyllostomidae.